AUGUUUAGACCUGACACAGCAAGACCCCAGCCAUUCCUGAGCUAAACAGACGGCGUUAUAGAUGGCGUACUCCACCAAAACUCUUGCUGCUGGCUCGUUUGGGAAGGUAUACAAGGAGAAGUACAAUGACACCUGGGCUGCAAUCAAGAAGGUGCCACAACACUUAAUCAAUAGGAGAGACCUGGAGAGAGAGUGUCAAGUAUACAAUAAAGCGAUUCAUCCUAACAUAGUGAAGCUUCUGGGUAAUCCAACACUCAAGGACUCUAAGUGGAUCAUCCCCAUGGAGUUCAUCUUUGGAGAGGAACUGGAGACAACCAUCUUCAAAUCACAAAAAUCUCAAAUACAGUUAACUCCAUCUAUAAAGGCCACCAUCAUCACAGGCAUGUGUGAAGGACUACUUCACCUACACAGCAAAGAUAUCGUCCAUCAAGACCUCAAGCCUGAGAACAUCAUGGUAGAGCAUGACACUCACAGAGCUGUGAUCAUUGAUAUGGGACUGGCCAAAUUCUUCCGCAAUGGCCUAAAUUCUGCCGUGGAUAUGGGUAACGAGGCCUACUCUCCACCUGAGGUCCUGCAGAGGCGGGGCCACCGAGACCAGCGUUCGGACGUGUGGGCUAUGGGUAAAAUCAUUGCUGAACUCUGUGCCAGAGUCAGGCUGCACACCCCCAGUGUCUGUCCGGCUAAGAUCCAUGAGAUCCUCAGUCUCCAAGGACAGCAGUACUGUAACGCUGUCUGUAGGAUGGUGCAGAGUGACCCCACAGUGCGAGCCACCAUGGCCGGGAUCAUGCCAGAGAUACGAAAGGCAGUGGGAGGUGGCAACACCGAGGAACAACAAAGAGGACAUCUUCCAACACCCUUUCCUCACACUGAGAUAAAAGUCACAUCGCCACGUCCUCAAGCUCCUGUACAGCAAUCACUCCCUCUAUCAAGAGCUGAGUGCGCAGCCUCACCAAGGCCUGAGGUCAAGACGCUAGUGCGAGCUCCUGUGCGAGCGCCUUCUCCAUCGAGAUGGGAGCGUGCAGCCUUGCCAAAGACUGAGGUCAAGACUGAGGUCAAGACAACACUGCAACCACAACCCGUACAGCGUUCACCUUCCCCGUCAAGGUGGGAGCGUGCAGCCUUGCCAAAGACUGAGGUCAAGGCGACACUGCAACCACAACCCGUACAGCGUUCACCUUCCCCGUCAAGGUGGGAGCGUGCAGCCUUGCCAAAGACUGAGGUCAAGGCGACACUGCAACCACAACCCGUACAGCGUUCAUCUUCCCCGUCAAGAUGGGAGCGUGCAGCCUCUCCAAAUCCUGAAGUCAAGAACUCAUCAUCUCCCCUUCCAAAGGUAGACCAGGGUAAUGCACUGGUUCCAUCAGGCAUGGUUCAACCCAGUCAAGAUGUCAUGAAACAGCUUCUCUACGAAGAGGCCUUGAAGGGUCUCCCAUGCCCACUCCCAACAACGGGCAAGGUGCGAAUCCGCCGUUAUGAGCAAAGGAAUGGGGAAGUGGAGACUUGGGAGCAAAAGGAGGUGGAGACUGAAGGAGGGAGGAUAGUCAAGUUUGAGGAUGUGAUGUUUAACAACAAGUCAUAAGUAGGUUGUUGAGAGGUUGUGAAAUAGUUGCGAGUUGAUUUGACUCUGCUUCUGAAAUAGUUGGGAGUUGAUUUGACUCUGGUCACUCCCCUUAUAUCCUUCAUUGUCAAAGUCUGACAUUUUUAUGGAGAAGGGGAAGAGUAUAUUUGGGAGAUGGGACAAACUAAUAUAAGAAUUCUAACAUCCAGUGAAACUAUACCAGAUGUACUGUGCCUAAAAACAAAGUGGCACAAUAUCCCCCCCGAAAAAGACUAUUAACAACAAGAGUUUUCUUGCACUGGUAAGAAGGAAACCUUUGAGUGAGUUAAGGUUGAGUAAGGAUUUAGGCAUGAUCUUGAAUGUACUAUCACUUCUUCUAAUGCUACAUCAUGUUACAGUAUGGCUACAAUGUUGCACAACUGGUUAGGUGACAGUGUACAGAGGCACCUGGAGUCAAAUAACUAUCUGUGAAUGUUUUUGAAAACCUUUUGUUUUAGGAAUCUCAUCCUUGUUGCAAAUCAGUUGACUCUUUAGUUCUAUAUCAUACAUUUGACUGUGUACAUACAGUACCAGUCAAAAGUUUGGGCACUCCAACUCAUUCAAGGGUUUAUCUUUUCUAUUUACUAUGUUCUACAUUGAGGAAUAAUAGUGAAGACAUCAAUACUUUGAAAUAACACAUAUAGAAUCAUUGAACAACCAAAAAAGUGUUAAACAAAUCAAAAUCUAUUUUAUAUUUGAGAUUCUUCAAAGUAGCCACCCUUUGCCUUGAUGACAGCUUUGGCAUUCUCUCAACCAGCUUCACCUGGAAUGCUUUUCCAACAGUCUUGAAGGAGUUCCCACACAUGCUGAGCACUUGUUGGUUGCUUUACCUUCACUCUGCGGUCUAACUCAUCCCAAUCCAUCUCAAUUUGGUUGAGGUCGGGUGAUUGUGGAGGCCAGGUCAUCUGAUGUAGCACUCCAACGCUCUCCUCCUUCUUGCUCAAAUAGCCCUUACACAGCCUGGAGGUGUGUCGGGUCAUUGUCCUGUUGAAAAACAAAUGAUAGUCCCGCUAAUUGCUAACCAGAUGGGGUGGUGUAUUGCUGCAGAAUGCUGUGGUAGCCAUGCGGGUUAAGUGUGCCUUGAAUUCCAAAUAAAUCACAGACAGUGUCACCAGCAAAGCACCCCCACACACCAUCACACCUCCUCCUCCAUGCUUCACAGUGGGAACUACACAUGCAGAGAUCAUCAGUUCACCUACUCUGCGUCUUACAAAGACAUGACGGUUGGAACCAAAAGUCAAAAAUUUGGACUCGUUAGACCAAGGACAGAUUUCCACCAGUCUAAUGUCCAUUGCUCGUGUUUCUUGGCCCAAGCAAGUCCCUUCUUCUUAUUGGUGUCCUUUAGUAAUGGUUUCUUUGCAGGAAUUUGACCAUGAAGGCCUGAUUCACACAGUCUCCUCUGAACAGUUGAUGUUGAGAUGUGUCUGUUACUUGAACUCUGUGAAGCAUUUAUUUGGGCUGCAAUCUGAGGUGCAGUUAACUCUGAUGAACUUAUCCUCUGCAGCAGAGAUAACUCUGAGUCUUCCUUUCCUGCGAGCCAGUUUCAUCAUUGCGCUUGAUGGUUUUUGCGACUGACUGCACAUGAAGAACCUUUCAAAGUUCUUGAAAUGUUCCGAAUUGACUGACCUUUAUGUCUUAAAGUAAUGAUGGACUCUCCUUUCUCUUUGCUUAUUUGAACUGUUCCUUCAGUAAUAUGAACUUGGUCAUUUUACCAAAUAUACCACACCUACCGUGUCACAACACAACUGCUCAAACGCAUUAAUUUGUGGAAUUUCUUUCCUGCAUUUUAACAAGGCACACCUGUUAACUGAAAUGCUUUCCAAGUGACUACCUCAUGAAGCUGGUUGAGAGAAUGCCAAGUGUGAAAAGCUGUCAUCAAGGCAAAGUGCAGCUACUUUGAAGAAUCUACAUGAUUCCAUAUGUGUUAUUUCAUAGUUUUGAUGUCUUCACUGUUAUUCUAGAAAAUAGUUUUAAAAAAUGUAAAAACCAUUGAAUGAGUAAGUUGUCCAAACUUUUGACUGGUACUAUAAUAAUAAGCAUUUGUUUUGUAUCAUCUAAGACAAAAAGUUGUAACAUUUUUUUUACUCUUAAGAAUAAAAGCAUAUAUUUAUGAAAA
Messenger RNA from Oncorhynchus kisutch (coho salmon), 3713 nucleotides. RefSeq names its product serine/threonine-protein kinase Nek8-like. Gene Ontology annotation, molecular function: ATP binding; protein serine/threonine kinase activity. The record is from RefSeq and is a predicted model, not a curated record. The coding region runs from base 62 to 1579 and encodes 505 amino acids. NCBI's taxonomy places the organism in Eukaryota, Metazoa, Chordata, Actinopteri, Salmoniformes, Salmonidae. The transcript is spliced from 5 exons. Gene Ontology annotation, cellular component: nucleus. Gene Ontology annotation, biological process: mitotic DNA damage checkpoint signaling; protein phosphorylation.